This is a messenger RNA of Symbiodinium pilosum, 728 nucleotides long. Lineage: Eukaryota; Dinophyceae; Suessiales; Symbiodiniaceae. The record is from the annotation of a GenBank genome assembly.
GCUGCUUACGACACGGGAAAAUGGCAAGGCCUUCUACUGCAGCAAGCCUCUGGAGGAAUCGGCUUCGGGUGGGUGGCUGUUGGAAGCAUUGCUGUCUGAGGAGAAGGCCUACAGCUGCAUGUCUCUGCUGCUGUGCCCCGCUACAACAAAGUGGUGCAAGUCGGACAUCGACAUUGAAGCGCCGCCGAAGGAGGCUUUUGUGAACCAGGCCGGGUGUAGGACAAGCGCAGACUUGCAAUUUGAAUUGGGUGUGGACACCAAAGAUGGCCAAGCUGAGCAUGGCAUAGAAGCAGCACUAGAGCUCGGAGUCUGCGAAUUAGAUGGCCAUGAAAUGCGAUGGCGAAGUCGUCGCUACGUCUUUGCCAUCACGCAGUAUCGAGGCAUGCUCCACUUGCCCGCGUCUGACGAGACUGUCUUAGUUUCUUGGGCAAACGAAAGCAUGCUCGGUCACUGGUGCUCACCACAACCCGUAAGUUACGUCCAGCAGAUGCUGAGCUGCAAGGUAAAGGGGAACCUUUGUAUCGACCCAAUUCUGGGCAAGAAAAUGGUGCUGCCCUUCGCAUGCAUCAAAGCUCGAAAACAGGGGAGGUGCGACGAUCUGGGGUAUGGUAUCGACGUUGUGCGCACCACGACCAGGGCCGUAAAAACACCAGGUGUCUUGCGGGUCAGCGCCGUUGCAAGCGCAGAUUAUGUUGACACGUUGAAUGACAGAUACCGCAAUUACACUA